UUUUUUUUUUUUUUUGCAGCCAUCAUAUUCUGCGUCGGUGUGCAUCACUUGGGGGGGGCAGAAUCGGCGCACAUUUGCUACAGUAAGGUACCAUCAUUUUUUUGUGGAGUCAAGACGAUGGAUGUAGCUUCAUCCGGAUCUUUUGCUGCAAAAACGGCGGACAGACGCGGUUUUUUAUUCCAAACGCAUCCGCAUCUUCCGUACGUUGCAAAGUGUCUUUGAAUAGGGGGGGGGGGAAGCGACGGACCUCUGGAGGAAAUGAGAAGAAAGGUCUAUUUUGACUCACGCCUGUCGAGAUGGAGGCAUCAUUAAGAAGACCUUUACAUUCCAGAUCAAACACACCUCAUUUAGAUCAUUGUUAUUCUGGGUGAGAGCAAAGAAGCCUGUCUUAGUUGUGACCUACACAUUUCUUUUGCCUAUGAGCUCUGAAUCACAAAGAAGAUUGAUCCCACCCUCGACUCCAUGUAGGAACUGCUCCCUCCGAUUUCCCCGGCCUCGAUUCGUGCUUGGAUUUCAGGAUUCAGUCAAAUCCACAAGGACAGAGUAUGCCAUCUGCACCUUUUCACAGAAUCCUACGACCCCUUCUGCUCGGCACUUUCAUUCUGGGAUGCUUUGUGACUCUGUUUUUGAUGUAUUUUAAACCAUCCACCAGCUGGUUAUCCGGUCCCGUAGAGUCAACGGUAUCCACAGACCGGGUCAAGAACCUCUUCUCCACCAGGAGCGAUAAAAACGUGACCACCGUGCUGAUCUGGCUCUGGCCUUUCGGACAAACCUAUGACCUGGGCGUGUGCAGCUCUCUCUUCAACAUCGAGGGCUGCUUCAUCACAGCGGACAGGAACUUCUUCAACAAGUCCGAUGGGGUCGUCAUCCACCACCGGGACAUCUGCACCGAUCUGUCCAACCUGCCACCGAUCCAGCGACCUUCUUUCCAGAAAUGGGUAUGGAUGAACUUAGAGUCGCCAUCCCACUCCUCCCAGCUGCCUGGGAUCGAGAACCUGUUCAAUCUGACUCUCAACUAUCGUCAGGAUGCUGACAUUGAAGUGCCUUAUGGGUCCAUCGUAGCAGCGGAGGGCGAGGAGGACUUUGUCCCACCCAGCAAAAACAAGCUGAUCUGCUGGAUUGUGAGCAACUGGAACCAGGAACAUGUGCGCGUGAAAUACUACAACGAGCUGUACAAACACAUCGAGGUUCACGCGUACGGGCAAGCCUUCGGAGAGUACAUCGCUGACCAAGACUACUUCCCCACCAUGGCCAGCUGUAAGUUCUACCUGUCCUUCGAGAACUCCAUUCACAAGGACUACAUUACUGAAAAACUCUACAACCCGCUCUCGGUGGGCACCGUGCCAGUGGUUCUCGGCCCGCCAAGGCAGAACUACGAGAACUUCAUCCAGGGUGACGCUUUCAUCCACGUGGACGACUUCACCUCACCCAAGGAGCUGGCUGAUUAUCUGCUGCUCCUGGACAAGAACGAGGAAAUGUACCUCAGGUACUUUGAGUGGCGACGGCACUUUAAAGUAAAGAAGGCCUAUUUCUGGGCAGAGCACACAUGCCUGGCGUGUGAUUACCUGCGUAGGCACAAGGAGUACAAGUCUUUCAAUAACCUUGACAAGUGGUACUGGGGCGGAUAGUGCUCUGAAGGGCUAUGCAGUGCUUGUUUUUGUUAUUGAAGGCAGUGCUUUAAGAUUUUUGUCCUUCGGUUAACAUGAAGGUUCAUCACUGUUCUGUCCCGUUCUCUCCAAUGGUUUUUUUUGUUUUUCAGAGACCCAGUGAGACAUCCAUCUUGUUUUUUUUAUUUAUUUGCAAGCCAAUUUUGCUAAGCCUUAUUUUGCCUUCUGUUUUUCAUUUAUUAUUUAUUUUUAACGGAUUACCAAUGCACUUCAUUUUUAUUGCUAUUUUAAUCUUUAUUUGGCUUAAAAUGCCCACAUUUGCUGCUAUUUUUUGAAUUUAUGAUUUGUCCUGACAUUAGUAUGAAUGUGUGAUGAGUUAGCGUUUGUAUGGAUAUUCCUGUGUAACAGAUAUCAUUCAUGAUGCAAGGUUUUUUCUUCUUUUUUCCUUAAAUAUCACCUUUACAUUAAAUGGCACACAGCAUUCAUAAGACUAUUGUUGGCUGCAGAGGGAGCCUGGUUUUAAAAUAGAAAAUAUUUAUGUAAUAUUUAUUACAGUGAGGCAUUAUAAGAUAACUAAAACAAUCUCAUCUGUGCUAGUGAUGCUGUCACCUAUGCAGUGUUUACUGAACUUAAAUGUGAAAGAAGUUCAGUUGUGUCAUAUAUAUGGUGUAUUUUUGGAAAUAUGCAUUCGUCAUUUCCCCCCCCAUAUUUUUAUAAGUUUGCAUUUGCACUUCUAAUCCAACUGUUUUUACAUAAUGUACAUUAUGUGGCUGUAGUUGACAUAUGGUGAUCAUUACCGCAGUAGUCUCUGACAGCAGAUGUGACUCCACUCCGUGAGAGGGAGGUUUCUAUUUUAAUAUUAUUGUGAAUUGUUCAUUGUCACAUGUGAUGUGUCGAGGAGCAGUGGGAUCCUGGUGGAUGAUGAUGAUAAUACAGCACAGAACCAUUGUACUGCAAUAUGAAACUCCCACACACCACAUUAUGUUGCAGUAUGAUUUCAUCUACAGAAAUCUGUAAUUUAGAGUUGAACACAGUGAUGCGAAAGAGCACAAAACGAACAUCACCCUCAUACCUUCGAUUAAGCUAUUUUAUUGUGUCUACUGUACUGUCAUCCCACAAUGUGACCUUAUGUAUUUACACUCAUAUUUUCUUUUCAAUAAUAUCAAGCGGAUGAUGCCAUGUGGGCCAAGUGGAUGUGAAUAAGGAUGAAGUCAGACCAGCUGAGAUUCUGUCCACAUGUUUGGGAUCUGUAAAGGAAAAUGUGAAAUGCUCUCAGUUACUGCAAGAUCAUCCAUAUUUCUGUCUUUGAAUCAUCACUCCGCCGUGUUGUUCGGCGAGUUAAGAGGUUGCAUGUGAGAAAUAUUUUUUUCUGUUUACGCUCCUGUUUACAGUUGUGUGGCUUGCCAGCCAACCUACACCACUUAAGAUCACACUACUCAAUAUCUGUAGAUAAAACACAUCGCUAUUAAAUGUUGUCAGAACAGCCAAUCCACAAACAAUGCAUCUCAACAGCACUCAGCAGCUAUUGACAUGAAGAGUCAGUUUAUACAGAAGUAACUGUGCGAAACUAUGUCAACAUUUUAUGCAAGAUGAGCCGGCAUUUUCUUGGUCAAAGUACUCUAACAUGUUUCAGGUUAUUAUCAUUUUGAUAUGUCUUCACUUUCAAAGGGACCAUUGUUGUAAAUGAGGAUGAAUUCACUUAUUUUUCUUACAAAAUAUGGUUCCAAAUGCCAUAUUGAAACCUGUAUAUAAACCUUGUAGUGUACUGAAUCUUCACCUGGAUCAAACCAGCCCAGUUACACUGAUCAUUCCUGAUUGUGCACCAGACUGAGGAAGCUCCAGCAGCGUUUGCAACAACGAAACAAUGUGUUGUAUAUAUUUUUAAUGUUCAAAUCUCUUUAUAACAUGCCAGUGUUGUCAUGCAGUGAAUGUGACAUCGCUGCAUCUUUAAAAGAAAUGUUGGUGCUUCAAAAGGCUGUGAAUCAAGGCAAAUGGAGAGAAACACUUGAAAAGGAAUACAGCGUCAGAGACAAUGGUUUUUUUAGUGAUGUGAGUUGGAAGUUUUCAUCCAGGCAGAAAGCUUUACACUGUUUUCUUUCUUUGUUUUCUUGAGUGGGCAGUUAUCUUUUUGGCAAUGACAUAAUUGAAAAAGUCUUGCCAAAAUGCAGCAGAGAUAAAUUACUUUUAUUAAUGUGGAGUUUUGUGGCUGACUGUGCUGAUGCCUGUCUUAGAUGGAGAUGUUGUGAGUUAAAAAAAAAACUGUCAUCCAAGGCCUCGGCUGCCCCACAGAUUACUUCUGAAACUGCCACUCAUGGUUUCAUACUGUACAGUCCAAACUCAUGUAGGAAAACAAAGACUUCUUGUCCAAUGUGGUUGGUGACUUUGAAGCUCAAAAGAUUUUGAUUUUUUUCUGUGUUGUCUGUCUCUUUCAUCCCCUCUCCCGCUCUCUAUUUUUGCACAAAAACAAACAUGAGGAGCCUGAGUGUGUCACAGCACCAGAGAGUGAAUCAGGAUGUCUCUGAAUACUGUCUGACCUGGCCCCUAAGUUAGCUGGAGAGUCCUUAAAAAACACUGAAUAUGGAUAGGGAUGAAAUCUUUGUGUGUGACUGAACAUGAAGUUAUCUCCAGUGAUGCUCAUUUUCUGCCAGUUCACUGAAAUGAUCAGUGAGUCAAUCAGUUGAAGUUUUUUGCCAAAUCAUUGUAUUUUGCCAAAUGUUGUGUUUUAACUGUAGAUGUCUGAUAGUGUCAAAGAAAAUAAAGAUAUUGAUAAAUGAGAACGAUUGA
This is a messenger RNA of Labrus bergylta (ballan wrasse), 4391 nucleotides long. RefSeq names its product fucosyltransferase 9a (gene fut9a). Gene Ontology annotation, molecular function: alpha-(1->3)-fucosyltransferase activity. Lineage: Eukaryota; Metazoa; Chordata; Actinopteri; Labriformes; Labridae. The record is from RefSeq and is a predicted model, not a curated record. Gene Ontology annotation, cellular component: membrane.